Messenger RNA from Eubalaena glacialis (North Atlantic right whale), 351 nucleotides. RefSeq names its product protein FAM24A-like. The record is from RefSeq and is a predicted model, not a curated record. The coding region runs from base 1 to 351 and encodes 116 amino acids. NCBI's taxonomy places the organism in Eukaryota, Metazoa, Chordata, Mammalia, Artiodactyla, Balaenidae. The transcript is spliced from 4 exons.
AUGUCACCUGUUCAGAAAGUUAGCCUUCAUCCAGAUCUGGAUGGUUUAACUGUAGAAGGUGUGUGUAAGAUGUUUGACCUCAAGAUUAUGAUUGCCAUUUGUGGCGGCUUACUGACGACCGCAUUUGUGCUGAUGGGUGUUGUCAUCUGUCUUUACUUCAAAGUAGCUGACACAUUAAAUGCUGCAAAGGCCCCUGUUGCUAUGGCCAUAACCAAGAGUAAUCAAGACAACGUCGCCGAGGCUACAAUCUCCGAGUCUUAUCCCAGCCUCCGGUGCUGUGAAGAAUGUAGCUUGCCUGCCGACUUUGACCGCCUGCCAUCGCGCUUCUGUGACAUAAACAAGGGACUCUGA